UGUCUGGGCUUGCUCACCUUGAGAAUACUCCUGUGUUGUGUUUACCGUACCGGCUACUGCAAAGUGAAAAGUGUUCCAGUCCUCACAAACUUAUCUCCGUUUGUUCGAACCAUUCUUUGUUCUUCAGAUCUCUACGAAACGUUUUCCAAUCUGACUUGAAAGUGAAGUGCGUAUUUGUGAACUAUGGCCCGGGCCAAAUACUGGAAGAAGAGUGAUGUUAUCAAACUGAUAGAAAUCUACAAGCAAAACAAGGUGUUAUGGUCUCCCAAACACUGUAAAUUCACCAAUAGGAAGGCCAGGCUACGAGCAUGGAGUAGGAUCAGCAGAAAUAUGGGGUUGGAUCAUCUAACUGUCACCAAAAAAAUAAGGCAACUAAAACGAGAUUUCAAAACAACAGUUGAAAAAUCUCUCGCCGAUCCUUAUAAGAAGCCAAAAUGGUUUGCCUAUGAGUUGCUCAUGUUUUUGAAAAUGGACUAUCCUUCACAUGAGAUUACAGUCGCUCCUGAACAAACACCAAUAAUUGAAACUGAGAGUUCAUCAGAAGAAGAAGAAGAAGAUGAAGAUGAUGAUACGGUGUUUAGUAUGGUAGAUAAGGUGUCUGAAACCACUCUAAAAACUGAUUGUUUAUCGAAAGAAGUAGACUACAAGGUUUCUGGUGAAAAAAAUGAGACUGAAGAGGCACAUGACAUGAUAUCUGGUUUCACUGAAAAAAUCGUAAUCAAAGAAGAGCCUGUAGAUCCAGAUUUCGCAUCAGAAUCUGAAAGCACAUCAAUGGAAAUCAAUGCUCAAGAAACUGGAAAAAGUUUUCACUCAGAAGAAAACAGUGUCACUCAAGAAACUGAAAAAAUUGUUAUCAAAGAAGAACCAGUAGAUCCAGAAUACGAAAACACAUUAAUGGAAGUCAAUGCUUGGAUCACCUUGAAUCAACCUGAAGAAACUGCUGAGGAUGCACAUUCUGAGAAUCACACAAUGCCGUACAAAAGGCCUCCUCAAGGUGCGAGCAUCGAGCUGGCACUUCAAAAGCUGGCGAUGCGAUCUGAAGUGAGGCUGAUAAAGCUCACUGAAGAGGAACUCGCUUUCUGGGCCCAAAGGAGAGCGCCCAAGAAGAAAAGAGCCAAGAGCCAGGAGCUGACCUCUCCGUCACCAGCUACAACCACCCUCUCCCUCUCCAGUCCGGCACCAAUCACUUCAACAGACUCAAAAACUGGCACCAAAAGGAAAUCACUCAACAAUGUAGCGGGGCCCAGGAAGAAGAAAAACAGUGAUUCAAGGAUUACAACAAACACAUCCACUGAACAAACCACUCAAUGGCGACUGGAUGCAAACAAUAGUGUAGAUCCCACUCAUGAGACAAAUGAUGGAGACAAUAGUGUGGCUCCUAUUCAAUGGAGAGUUGUUGGGAACAAUAGUUUAGCUCUCACACAAGAGACAGUUGUUGCAAACAAUAGUGUAGCUCCUAUGAACAAUGACUCUCAACAGAACACAGGUCCUGACACAUCAAGAACUACUGCAAGUUAUAAUAAUGAUACAAAUAACAAUGGUGACUCGCCUGGGUGGCAUCUCAUCAACAAAGCCCCAAACAAUCAUGCGCCUGUUGCUGGUUUGAAAAAAGAAACAGUUGAUGACACAGCAACAGCCCAGAAGACAUUGGAAAUAGUGGAGAAACUGUGCGAUCGUUUGGCAAAAUCCCCCACCUCUGUUGGAGAAGAAAGCACAAAUACAGCUAAGGCAAUUGAAGCGAAUCUCGUGAGGCUUGAUAACUUUCAUUUCAAUUCCUCAAUUAUGUCUCUUGUUGCAAAGCUUUCUGAAAUCUUCACAGAUGCCAAUCGAGUGAUUACUGACUUUAAUGUCAGAAUUAACAAGAUUGCAUUCAUACCUGUAGUAUCUGAUUUGGCGAAACAGCGAACUGUCACAUUGUUGAAGCAGGAGUGUCUAACUAUUCUGACAACACAUCAUGCUAUUGGAUUCUCGAGAGUGUUUGAACAGGUCGUCAACCAAUUUGGAAUAUCAUUUCGAUGGGAACUGGUCAUACUACUCUAUUGCAAAAUCCUGCAACAGUACAAUCAAUCAACUAACCAAAAUGGUCUGAGACAUUUUCUAGAAGCUAGAAAUACCAUGGCUUUCUUAUUGUCUGUCUCAAAUUAUAGAAAUGAAUUGGUUUUUAAAGUUCUCAAUCUCUAUCCUAAGAUGUUUGCUUCACUAAUCAUUUCAACUCUGGCUGCCUUGAAAAUAGAUGUUUGCUUGAUGGAUUUGAAACAGUUGGCAGAUAAGGAUUGGAAAAUAAGUCAAAGUAUGUUCAAGGAUGGAGUGUUCCAUUCCAAUGAACUGAUUCAUCCCAAACCAACAGGUGUUACUCCUCCAAACAGUGACUCAAUGCAAACAAUACCACAAUCAAAGGAAAAUCAUCAAUUGCCUAUGUUUGAAGUGAAGCAUCCUCAGUGUUCCAAUGCUGUUACUCCUAAGCCUAGCUCUUCCCAACACUCUCCUGCUACCAUUCCUAAGCCUAGUCCUCCUCAGGAUAAUAACCUUCAACAACAAAGACAAUACCAAGAAAUGAAACAAAACUGUAUUCCAAGUCAAACUAACAUUCUACAAAAAACCUUGCAAUAUCCACCACUAAAUGCAGCAUUGAAGUCUGAAAAUGUGCAUACUAUCCAGCAUCAAUUAGGAUAUCCUCAUAAACCAAUUGGAGUUCAACAAACACAACCUCAAGAUGGAGUUCAGCAACAAACACAACAUCAAGUCAGAAUUCAUCAACAAGCAGUUGGAUACUCCAAUGUAACUAACACGGAAGUGAAGUCUCAGAUCCAUGAUACCACUCUCAAACCACAACUUGGCCAUUCACAGGUGCCAUCAUUGAAGAGUCACUAUCUCAAUUUGAAUCCAGUCAAUCAGCAGGGAUGUCAUCAAGAGCCAGUCAAACAACAAGAGCCUCCCAAUCAAAGCCGAAUAUAUCAGCAACAACAACAGGGAUAUCAACAACAGCAGGAAUAUCAACAGCAGCAGGGAUAUCAACAACAACAAGGAUAUCAACAAGUACUAAACAAACUACAGCCUCAUAACCCAGUACUACAUGCAGAACAGUUGCAAAAAAAUCAACAACUGCAAUCACACUAUCCUCAGCCUUCGCCAGUGAAGGAAUCACAGCCCCAAGGUAUUGCAACUCAAGGUGCAAUUCACCAUCAGGGAUAUAUGCAGGCAACAAACUUUGGAGUGCAACUACAUAAUCAAGUUGGUAAUCAGCAAUCAGGCUAUCCAAUGGUGCCAAACGAAAGUGUGAAGCCCCAGAAUCAAGUAAACAAUCUUCAUGGAGGGCUGAGCAAACCACUGAUGGACGACAGAAGAUUACAAUUUCAAAACCAAGGUAAUAAUCAGCCACUACCACAACAAAGGUACAUGCAGAUAAUAGAUAAUGGAGCACAGCCUCAAGUGAACCACCAACAAUCCUCUCAAGGCUUUCCUAACAAGUUCCCAAAUCAGUUGAGUAGGGAGACUCCUCCUGUGAUACCUAACCAGGUUCAACAGAGAAAUGCAACUCAAAAGCAGCAAUCCAAUUCAUUUGGGAGAGGCAGGAAACCACCACCUCCAUAUCCAAAUGUCAAUCAGCAACAGCAGUUGCAACAGCAACAGCAACAUCAGUUACAUCAGCAGCAGCAACAACAGCUGCAACAGCAAAAACUGUUGCAACAGCAACAUCAGUUACAUCAGCAGCAGCAACAUCAGUUACAUCAGCAGCAGCAACAACAGCUGCAACAGCAACAGCAGUUGCAACAGCAACAUCAGUUACAUCUGCAGCAGCAACAACAGCAGCUGCAACAGAAACAUCAGUUACAACAGCAGCUGCAACAACAGCAACAGCAGCUGCAACAACAGCAACAGCAGCAGCAGCAGCAAAAGCAGCAGAGGUAUUUGAAGGCACCAGGUUUGGAACCACAAGCUACCCAGCAGACAACAUUCGAGCAGUUCCUCAGGCAACAGCUGGCAACACCGCCAGCACCCAUCAAUCAACAGUUGGCAACACCAACCAACCACCACCCAGUACUCAGUCAAACUCUAUCAACACCACCAGCACUGAAGAAACAGUUGCCAACACCUGUUCACAAGCCUCCCCAAUUGGCACAAAAUCUGUUAUCUCCUAUUCCAACCUUGAGCUAUCAUGGCAAUCAUGAAAUUGCCAAUAUAGGUCAUCCAAUGGCUUUGAAUAACCAAACUCAAUUUGCAAAUCAAGUGCGUAAACCUGUCAUGAGUCCAGCUCAAAAUGCUCACCAAGAGCAUAAACCUGUCGCAAAUACCUAUCAAGACUACCUGCAAAGCAAUUAUAAUCGAUACCCACCACAAAACCAUGCUCAACAAAUGAAUAGCCCACCAGCAGUACCUUCUCACCACGCUCAACUAAGUCCAAUGAAUAGCCCACCAAUGCAUUCUGUGACACAAACCAGGUACGAGACUCCACAAAAGGAUCCAUCUGUGAAUUUCAAGAUACGACUGCCCCUUUCUUCCCCUCGCACUGAUGUUACAGACCCAGUUGAUUCUAAAACUGGCAAGAAAGAUGAUUCUGUAAACCAGUUACCGAUCAAAAUCGGCAAAGGAGUCGAAUUGUUUCCUUCGCCAUCGAAGGGAGUCAGUGUCAUAAAGACCACACCCUCUCUCACCAUUUCACACCGUCCAGUUGGUGCACCAUCACCGGCCAAACCAGCUGAUAAUGGUGUCAUUCUACCUAGUAUGCCAAUCAUCACCGAACCAACUCCUCCACCUACUCCAACAGUCGAAGCGCCGACUGGUGUUGUUAGACUUGCAAGUGGCAGUGACGCUGAGAAAGUUGGCAUAGUAAUCAAGACUGAACCCACCGCUGAUGUUUACCCCACCCCUACGUCUGCAGCAUCGAACGCACAAGAGGCAGUCGCUUCACCAGGCACAACACCAAUCAAAGAGAACCCAACAAACACAACUUCCGAAACAGCUGACUUCAAUAUCAAAACUGAAGUUCCUUCUGAUUUUGUGUCUGUUUUUGGGACAUGCAGCCGGAGUAACUGUUCCAAGCCGGCCAUGUGCCUUUGCAGUGUUUGUCAGAAGGCGGUUUAUUGUGGCAAUGAAUGUCAGCAAGCUGACUGGGAAGACCAACACAUGUUAACGUGUGGGAAAGAUUGAACCCUCUUCUAAUCCAGUCUCCAUCCACAAUAUUCAUAUGAGAGAUGUUUUCCAGUGAUAACUGAUGCGUUGGUUUACUUAGCGCCAAUUUAUCAUCUAAUCACUCAUAUAAUCUCGAUAUUUUCUCAUUUUUCUACCAAUUCAAUGUCCAAGAUUCAAACAAAAUGCGAUUUGCAACAAUUUACGAAUUCUUGGCUAUUUUUUUUCAAUAAUUUAGUGCAAUCGUUCAGGAAUAUUUCCUGAUUCACGUUACCAUAUAUUACACAGAGGUGCAAAUUUCUAUAUUUAAAUAAUGUAUUAUUUGAUAAUUGUGAAGCUGAAAUUUUAGCUAUGAAUCUGUCAUUAAAUACAUUGUCAUUACUGAUCGUGUUAAUUACUGCAGGAAAUAUUUCAUUUCAGUGAGAAAUAUUUUAUUUAAAUCAAUUUUCAUGAUCUAUUUUAAUUUUGUUUUUUAAAUGAAAUGAAAAUAGAGUUAGAUCUUUCAAGUCCUCUUUUUAUCAAUCGACCUUGUGAAGAAGGUCUCCCUAUUUUGUAAAGUUUGUAUGGGCAGUUUCUUGAAGUAGAUUUGGAAAUGUUUUUUUUCAAAUUUGUUACCCAGCUUUGUGCAAUAGUUGUAAAUGUAAAACAUUUAUUACUGUGAUCAAGUACCUAUUUGGGAUUAUCUAGAUUCAGUUGGGAAAAGAGUUUAUAUAUAACGACAAAUUUAUGUCAAGUUUUGUACAGGUAUAUACGUAUAUUACAGGGAAAAUUAUUCUAUAGGUAUAGUUAUCUCUUUUGUGAAAAAAAUAAUCAAACUGUUGAUUUUCCCAACUGUGAGUGUAUUGAAGAAUCAGUUUUAUUUUUGAAAUUUUAUUUCAAGUUAUUAUUCUUAUAAAUCUUGAAAUUUUCAAAGUGUAAUCAAUUAUUAGUUUCAUUUUUGAAAUUUGAUUAUAAGGUAUCCUUAUGAAACUAGAUCGUUGGAUCAAACCUAUUUCUAUUAUUUCCCUAAUGAAUAAUUAGAUUCUCGGAAAACAGUUCAUUUCUGUUGGCGAAAGCCUGAUCUCCUUCUUACUAUUUGUGUAAAAAUUUGAUUUUGUAAAUAUAUCUCAUUCGUAGCUUUUGUAAAUAGUUUUACUUUCAAUGAAAUUUGAUUAUUUUUCUAUUUUUGCUGCUGUAAUACAUGUCUCACCAAUUUUGGAUCAUGUGAAAUACAAGUUCAAUAACCAAUUGAACACCGUAGCUGAUGCAUUUUGAUCUUGGUCAGUUCUAUUCAAAUUUGAUAGAUUCUGAUCAGUGAUCGUCGUAAUGCUAUUCUGAAUCCAGUUACACACGAUUUUUGGACGGUCGAAUGUUUGCCGUCCUUGUAAAUUCUACCAUACUAAACAGAGCUUGGCAAACACAUGCUGUGUGCAGAUGCACUCAAUUUGUUUGCCAGGUUAUGUUCAAGUACGGAAAAAAUCGUACGCCCAAAAAUCGAUGUUUGUGUAAUAAAUGUGAGUUUUCCAGAUCCUCUCUUCGGUUCUAAUCAUUUUCGAUAUUUCAACCAAUUUAUGAAUAAUUAUAUAGGCCUAAGUGGAAGCUAUUCUUCUGAUGUAUAGUCUUAGAAGUUAUGCAGACUAUGUCCAUGGACUAAUUGUUGUGAAAUAAAUGUUAAUUAUAUAAAUUGAUAAUAUAACCAUGGCGUAGUAAACAUACUAACUGAUGUUUUUUCUCGUUGCAUUCAAGUUUUUUUGAAUAACUAAUGGGAAAAGCUCAAAAAUCCAAAAACAUUCUUUAUUUUCUCGUUCCUCGCACACAGGCUUUGCCCAUGUGAGGAACCUUUUUCAAUUUUUGUAUAUGUAUAUUUUUUGUACUUUCUACUUCUUAGUAGAAUAAAGAUAAUUUCAAUUUCAAUGUUACAGCUUAUUAUAGCUUUAGUAAGUGGUUUUAGUAGAUAAGGGUUAUAAGUUUAGCUCUCAUAAGCUAUUUACCCAACAUUUAAUACGAUUUUGUAAACUAGUCUACUGAGAAUGGUGAUGAAGUGUUAGAGGAAAAGACAGAUUAGAAGAAGGAUGUAAAGGAAAAAGACAAUUAUUUGUUGUUUCUAUUUAUAAAAUAACUUUCCUGGCUUUUGUAUACUGUCCAUUUUUACAAGCCAAAAUGACUAUUACCUUUUUAUACUACUUAUAAAUAUUAAGAGAUGUUUACUUUCUUGUUUAAGGCUACUUUUAUGUAGAUUAUUUCUACUUUGAUUUUUAGCUUUUAUAUUAGGAUAUGUAUCAUCAUUGAACUAUGUGAGUUGAUUGAAUGUUGAAUGAUUUUUAUGAUAGGGUGACUAGUUGAAUGAGUCUUUCCCUUUUACAUAUUGUGAAGUGACUAGUAGAAUGAGUCUUUCCCUUUUACAUGUGAACUGUACCAAGAAAAAUAUGUUUGAUAUGCAUGACCCACUAGCUAGUGUUCGUCUGGAUGUAAUGCAAUUCAAUCGAUAUGAUCAAAUUUCGUAUAAUAAAUGUUGAUAGGAGAUAAGCGGUGUUUCUCCAUGUGUCUAUCUCCGAGCUUUAUAAUGACGUAUUGAUAAUUUUUGUAAAGUUUCUCAGUUGAAGGUUUUUCUUUUAUUUUUGAUACUGUAUUGAGAUGAUCUGCUAAUUUUACAGACUUUAGUAUUGUUGAGAUGUAUUUGGUUCUUUAUAAUUUUAGAUUUUGGAAUAAAUUUUAGUUUAAUUACCCUUAAAUUUAGUUAUCAAAUUUAUUUAUCUCACAUUGAGAUUCUUUACUAGUAAUUUUUACUCUAUGAUUUUUGUUGUCAAUCUGGAAAAUUUUUCUUUGUGAAUAAAGCGGAAAUAUAUUUCAUUUUUUUAAACUUC
Nilaparvata lugens (brown planthopper) is the source of this 7970-nucleotide messenger RNA. RefSeq names its product putative mediator of RNA polymerase II transcription subunit 26. Gene Ontology annotation, molecular function: protein tyrosine kinase activity. Gene Ontology annotation, cellular component: plasma membrane. The transcript has 5 exons. The record is from RefSeq and is a predicted model, not a curated record. NCBI's taxonomy places the organism in Eukaryota, Metazoa, Arthropoda, Insecta, Hemiptera, Delphacidae. The coding region runs from base 184 to 5148 and encodes 1654 amino acids.